AUUGCUAGAAAAUUUUGUUUUCGAAUUUCGUUGAUUGGAAACCGCACAUUGACUUCGUAUUUGUGAUUUUACAUAAAAUUAAAUUUAACUGAAUUGUCACUGUUAUUAUAAUAAUGGCUAAUGACCCUGAAAGGUUUGAUUCAAUGCUGCUUGCUAUGGCACAACAGCAUGAAGGCGGUGUUAAAGACUUACUAAAAACAAUUGUGAGUUUCCUUGCAAGGAAAACUGACUUCUUCAUUGGUGGCAAAGAAGGAGAAUGGGAGAAAGUUAUACAAGAUACAUUUUAUGAGUAUGCAAGGAAGGCUAAAGAAGAAGCAAAUAAGAUAAAAAAAGAAAAAGAAGAAGCAGAAAAAAGACUAAAAGAAAUUCAACAGCGGAAAGAACAAGAGAGGCUUGCCCAAGAUUUUGAACCUGCAUCAGUUGUGGAGCUCACUGACCAAGAAGCAGACAAAAUGCAAGAAGAAAUUGAUAAGAGCAAGAAGAAAAAAACGGAAGAUGGAAGUGGUGAUGGCAGUGGCAAGAGCACAGAUAAGGAAGAGGGAAUACCCGAAAAUCCAGAUGAAGAGGAGGACCCUAAGGAAAAGGGUAAACUCAAACCAAAUUCUGGAAAUGGCUGUGACCUUGAAAAUUACAGGUGGACCCAGACCUUAGAAGAAGUAGAGCUCCGGGUGCCGCUGAGGCAGGUGCUACGACCGCGCGAUCUAAACGUGGUCAUCAGUAAGAAACACCUGAAGGUCGGCAUCAAAGGCCAGCCGCUCAUCAUUGACGGCGAACUGGAAGCCGAUGUCAAGGUCGAGGAGUCCACAUGGGUGUUACAGGACGGACGCAACUUGCUCGUCAAUCUGGAAAAGGUGAACAAAAUGAAUUGGUGGGGCAGGCUUGUGUUGACCGACCCAGAGAUAUCCACGAGGAAAAUCAACCCAGAACCGUCAAAACUGUCUGAUUUGGAUGGUGAAACGCGGGGCUUAGUAGAAAAGAUGAUGUACGACCAACGGCAAAAGGAAAUGGGUCUCCCCACCAGCGACGAACAAAAGAAACAAGAUGUGCUGAAAAAGUUCAUGGAACAGCAUCCCGAAAUGGACUUCUCCAAAUGCAAGUUUAACUAAGGAAUUAUUUUUAAGUUUAGCUAUUAUAAUUAAAUAAUUAUCCCACAUACUGUCGAUUGUUCUUAACAAUUAAACGUUUGACUGACAGUGAUUGAGUGUUUCAUAUAUUGAUUAAUCGAUGCAUUG
Molecule: messenger RNA, 1232 nt
Organism: Chilo suppressalis (striped riceborer)
Lineage: Eukaryota; Metazoa; Arthropoda; Insecta; Lepidoptera; Crambidae
Source: the annotation of a GenBank genome assembly